UUUCCCGGUCCCGGAUACAAUACAUAUUUAAAAUUGAGGCUCCGCAUGGAGCUUGAUGUCAUACAGGUCAUGGGGAGGGUAGGCCUCAAGUUAGGCAUCGGAGAUAACUGACGGAUAUGAAUGGUCGCGUUACAGCACAUAACCCGCAAAUUAUUGAUGAACGGCGGGGUUAUCAACAGAGUUGGAUGCUCAAAGUGCUGGUGUACUGAAAGACUGUACAUAGCUUACAAUGAAUGGAUGCAACGAAAGUUCAGGCUGAGAGCCUCAUUCUAUGAGGCCAUAAAAUAUGAUGUAUCGAGGCCCUCGUUCUGACGCCAUCGGAAAGUCUCGACAUUAGCUUAACCAAAUCAACAACUAACUUCAGGGUCCCCAAUAGUAUCCACGUUUUCUAUUUGCACAAUAGCUUAACAACAUGUGGCACAUCGACGUAUUCAACAGCUUGUCCACACUGAGCGAGUCAAACAAACUUCUCAGUGAACGUUUGGCCAAGCUUGAAGACAGGGCUGACCUGGCAGAACUGAGAGAUAUCUUUCAACAUUUUGGGGUCACUGACACGGUUGGCCUGGCCCUACUUCACAAACACUUCUCCAUUGAAGAAGGUGAACGUGUUGUGGAAUUCGGCCACGUUUCAACCCCAUGGCCUGUCCCUCCAGAUGGUAGAAUGGCUGGAGGCUACCUAGUUCCACGGUCCUGGAGGUUUUGGGAUGAUAUGCUGGAGCCAUAUGAGUUUGGCUUCAAUCAUCCUGGCCAAGAAGAGUACAAGGACGUCCCCCUGCCCGCUGGAUUUGUAGAACGGCUGCGUGCCUUUUUGGCUGAGACAAAUCUCUUGGAUGUCUUGGGCAUCUGUGUCAUUGGUGAAGAUGAAAUUGUCGGCCGCAUCGAGAAGAAUCGAGGUCGUGUCAACUUCACUGUACCUGCCUCUAGGCCUGAGGACCUUAGCGUUGACCUCACCCCGACCCAUAGUCCGUCUGUCUGGUCGUUCGAUUGCAAGAGUGGUCUGAAUGAUGCCACAAUCAAACUUGCGCGGGCUUGUUGGGUCUGUCCAAAGCAUUAUUAAGGGUCGUCCCUUGCAUCCGAUGUCAGAGACAGGUAUUAUGAGAAACGUGAAUGUAACUAGUGAAGAUAGUCAAAAAAUAUCCAUGCGACCUCG
Molecule: messenger RNA, 1150 nt
Organism: Fusarium odoratissimum NRRL 54006
Lineage: Eukaryota; Fungi; Ascomycota; Sordariomycetes; Hypocreales; Nectriaceae
Exons: 2
Coding region: 413-1057 (214 amino acids)
Source: RefSeq, a predicted model, not a curated record